AUGGAUAAUCAUACAUACAAUUUCUUUAUUUUGACUUUUACUACGUCCUCGGAGUAUAAGCCACUUUUAUCUGCUUUCUUUGUCCUGAUAUACCUGACUGGAGUGAUAGCAAAUUCUACCACCAUCACAGUGAUAUACAGAGAUCAGCACUUACACACCCCCAUGUAUCUAUUCCUCUGCAAUCUAUCCAUCGUAGACCUUUGCUACACAACCACCACUGUCCCUAAGUUGGUCCACAUGUUUCUGAGCGGUGACUAUACAUUGACCUGCACCCAAUGUUUCAUCCAGAUGUAUGUCUUCCUACAUGUGGCUACUACAGAGGAUCUACUGCUCUUCAUUAUGGCUUAUGAUCGAUAUGUCGCCAUUUGUAACCCUCUUCAUUAUCAUCGUAUUUUAAAGAAGAAGAACUGUAUCCUGCUCAUGGUAUUUGCCUGGGUUACUGGCUUCUUAAAUUCGUCUUUUGCAACGCUAACUUCAUCUAAAUUACCUCUGUAUACAAAUACGGUCCCUCAGUUCUUCUGCGAAUUCAAAGCCUUUGCCAAAAUUUCUUUUCCCAAUGCAGGUUUUCAGCUAUUUACCUACAUGGAAGUUGUAAUAUUCGGCUUUGGCCCUUUUGUGUGCAGUAUAAUAUCAUAUAUUAUGGUUAUCAUUGUUAUCUUACGUAUUAAAUCUAAAGAUGGGAGAAGAAAGGCUUUCUCUACUUGCUCGUCCCACCUCAUAGUCCUCUCCAUGUUCUAUGGCACCUGGAUGUCUGUAUAUAUUAUGCCACCAUUAAAAGAUACCCGGGUCUUCGAACUGACACUCUCUAUCCUGUAUUCUACCAUUACUCCCAUGUUAAACCCUCUGAUAUACAGCGUACGGAAUAAAGAUGUGAGGAGAGCUCUACUGAAACUGGUGAGGUACAAAGUCAGAAGAGAAGAGUCAAUCAUUAGGAGUAUACAUUUAAUUUGA
Bufo gargarizans (Asiatic toad) is the source of this 951-nucleotide messenger RNA. Its product is annotated as olfactory receptor 1468-like. The record is from RefSeq and is a predicted model, not a curated record. Gene Ontology annotation, biological process: G protein-coupled receptor signaling pathway. Lineage: Eukaryota; Metazoa; Chordata; Amphibia; Anura; Bufonidae. The transcript has a single exon. Gene Ontology annotation, molecular function: olfactory receptor activity; G protein-coupled receptor activity. The coding region runs from base 1 to 951 and encodes 316 amino acids. Gene Ontology annotation, cellular component: membrane.